Molecule: messenger RNA, 2544 nt
Organism: Dunckerocampus dactyliophorus (ringed pipefish)
Lineage: Eukaryota; Metazoa; Chordata; Actinopteri; Syngnathiformes; Syngnathidae
Product: apelin receptor B-like
Exons: 1
Coding region: 80-1150 (356 amino acids)
Biological process (GO): G protein-coupled receptor signaling pathway; immune response
Cellular component (GO): membrane
Molecular function (GO): G protein-coupled receptor activity
Source: RefSeq, a predicted model, not a curated record
AUAUAAGCCCGGGCAGAUCACACAAGUAGCAACACACUGCGAGUGUUGUCAUCCGCUGAGAGAGCAUUGACAAGCAGACAUGGAUCCUACAGAGAGUCCUUACGAGUACUACGACUACGACGAGACGGAAAACUCCACCAUGUGCGACUACUCCGAGUGGACGCCGUCCUACUCGGUCAUCCCCGUGCUCUAUAUGCUCAUCUUCAUCCUGGGCCUGUCGGGAAACGGCGUGGUCAUCUUCACUGUGUGGCGAGCGCAGGGCAAGCGGCGUGCGGCCGAUGUCUACAUUGGGAACCUGGCACUGGCCGACCUCACCUUCGUGGUGACGCUGCCCCUGUGGGCCGUUUACACGGCCAUGGGCUACCACUGGCCCUUUGGGGUGGCCCUGUGCAAGAUCAGCAGCUACGUGGUGCUGCUCAACAUGUACGCCAGCGUCUUCUGCCUCACCUGCAUGAGCUUCGACCGCUACCUGGCCAUCGUGCAUUCCUUGUCCAGCACACAGCUUCGCACCCGCGGACACAUGCGUGCAUCCCUCACCACUAUCUGGAUGCUUUCAGGCCUCCUUGCCGCGCCUACCCUCAUCUUCCGCACCACCAAGCACGACCUGACCAGCAACCGCACCUCCUGCGCCAUGGACUUCGGCUUGGUGGUGAGCAACAAGCAGCAGGAGAACCUGUGGAUCGCCGGGCUGAGCAUCUCUUCGUCCACACUGGGCUUCCUGCUGCCCUUCCUGGCCAUGAUGGUGUGCUACGGCUUCAUCGGCUGCACCGUCACACGGCACUUCAAUACCCUGCGCAAGGAGGACCAGCGAAAGAGGAGACUGCUGAAGAUCAUCACCACACUGGUGGUGGUCUUCGCCGCCUGCUGGAUUCCCUUCCACGUGGUGAAGAGCGCCGACGCCCUCUCCUACCUUGACCUCUUCCCGGCCACCUGCGCCUUCCUGCGCUUCCUCCUUCUGGCCCACCCAUACGCCACCUGCCUGGCCUACGUCAACAGCUGCCUCAACCCCUUCCUCUAUGCUUUCUUCGACCUGCGCUUCAGGUCGCAGUGCCUCUGCCUGCUCCACCUCAAGAAGUCCUUGCACGCCAGCCCCGCCGGCUCCUUGUCCUCACAGAAGACAGAGGCCCAGUCUCUCGCCACCAAGGUCUAGCGAUCUGGCACACCUUAAGGACUUGACAUCAGGUUUGUGGCAUGCUGCUCUGCGGACUGCUCAAGACAGGCUUGUGAUUUGAGGGUGCUUUAGCUUUGGAGAACGUUCCAGAAGAGACCAAUCAUGAAGUAAGACUGUGUUGGAAUAGAACUCCAAAAAAGGACAGCACGCCCUUGAAUUUGCCGGGUUCUUUUUCUUUUCUUUUUUUUUUUUUUGACCAAAUGAAAUGUCUGACUUUUUUUUACCUCUUGUUUUUAUUUGUUCAGCACUUGAGGUGUGACACCCGUUCUGUUUCUGCAUGUGUGUGUGUGUGUGUGUGUGUGUGUGUGUGUGUGUGUGAGGUGCUGGGCUAUGAUAAGUGUUGUAAGCAGAGACGGGGGUCUCGGGACGCAAGGAGGGAGACAGGGGGUCCAGACAGACAGAUGGCAGCUGACAAAUGUUUUCAGACUAGCCAAUUAAAAGGCGACUACUUUGACAGUGUUGAUGUUUAUGUGUAUGUGUGUGUGGGGGGGGGGGAAUUUUUCUCCUUACACAACAAGCAUUUUGUAAAUAUGACAUGUUGAGGAUUUGUACUUCUGUGUCUAUGAUUUGUAAUAAAAAACUGAAAAAAACAAAGAUUUUCUCUGGUGUGGAUGUGUUACUUGUUGUGAUAGCUUCUAUUUUUUCCUCUCUCUCUGAUUAGAAUGUAUUUUCUCCUGCAGUGAAUGUUUGCUUCUUCCUGUGGACGCAUUGCUGAGGAGAGGCGGUGGUCCUGCCAUUGUGUUGCGAAGGGGUUCAACAUUAAAGUCUGCAGGAAAUGCAUGUUGGGACUUCUGUUUCCACCCCACGCAUGCUCAUAGCAAAGAUUCUCUCUCCAAUGGAGUCCAAUUUAGUGUCUAAAUUACACUGAUGAAUGAAUGUGGACGGUAUUGAGCUUCUUAGAAGGACAUAAUCAGCAACAGCAGGGAGACAGAAGGUCCCAACCGGCCUAAUCCGGGUCGACUAGUUUCUUUCUAGAGGAGUCGACUUGACUGUUUAUGUCUGAAUCGGCGCAACUGCAUCGUGAUGACACAAUGCAGCUCAGAUGGCCACAAAGGCUGGUCACAAUUGUAGAAGCUUGUGGCCUGUGACUAGAGAGUUGCAGGUUUGAUACCCACCCUCCUUUAAUUGGUUUCGGGGAAGAUGUCCACCUGUGCUAGUGUGUUAGUUUUCCCCCUGGUGAUAACUAUUCAUAUAUUAACUACAAAUACAAAACAUACACUAUUACUAAAUGCCAAUAGUGACAAAUGCAAUAAACAUAGCCAAAAAAAACAGGGGAAAAAGUAAAAAAAAAAAUAAAAUAAAAAACAUAAGUGACGUCUUCGAAAUAGCAAAAUUGCAAAAAACAACAAAUAGGGUUUUGCGUCAUGCACUUU